Messenger RNA from Saccharomycodes ludwigii, 2589 nucleotides. It is a transcript of the gene ARG56, whose product is annotated as bifunctional acetylglutamate kinase/N-acetyl-gamma-glutamyl-phosphate reductase. Gene Ontology annotation, biological process: L-arginine biosynthetic process. Gene Ontology annotation, cellular component: cytoplasm; mitochondrion; mitochondrial matrix. Lineage: Eukaryota; Fungi; Ascomycota; Saccharomycetes; Saccharomycodales; Saccharomycodaceae. The record is from RefSeq and is a predicted model, not a curated record. The transcript has a single exon. The coding region runs from base 1 to 2589 and encodes 862 amino acids. Gene Ontology annotation, molecular function: arginine binding; NADP+ binding; L-glutamate N-acetyltransferase activity, acting on acetyl-CoA as donor.
AUGUCUACUUUAUUAAUCACUUUUAAGAGAGGUGUUAAACCAUCACACGUUUGCAAACACCUUACAAAAUUGUUUAGCACCCCAGUUUCCACAACCUCAGUGAAGCGUCUUUAUUCUGAAAAGUUAAACACAACUGCAGCUGCCACUAACACCCUGUCUUCAAACGGCAAGGGAUCCUUUGGUACCAGAUCCACUGUUAUUCAACUAUUGAACAAUAUUGGUUCCAAAAGAGAAGUCGAACAAUACUUAAAGUAUUUUACAUCAGUUUCACAACAACAAUUUGCUAUUAUUAAAGUUGGUGGUGCUAUUAUUUCUGAUAAUUUACAAGAACUAGCUUCUUGUCUAGCGUUUUUAUAUCAUGUUGGAUUAUAUCCGAUUGUUUUACAUGGCACUGGUCCACAAGUCAAUGCCAGAUUAGAAGCUCAAGGUAUUGAACCCCAAUAUAAUGAUGGUAUUAGGAUUACCGAUGAAAAGACAAUGGCUGUUGUAAGACAAUGUUUUUUGGAACAAAAUUUGAAAUUGGUCACCGCUUUAGAACAAUUAGGAGUUAGAGCCAGACCAAUAACUUCUGGUGUUUUCACCGCUCAGUAUUUGGACCCUGCCAAAUACAAAUUAGUUGGAAAUAUUACACAAGUCAAUAAAGAUCCAGUCGAAGCCUCGAUCAAAGUCGGUGCUUUACCGAUUUUAACUUCUUUAGCGGAAACACCGUCGGGACAAAUGUUGAAUGUUAAUGCAGAUGUGGCUGCCGGUGAAUUGGCUAGAAUUUUUGAGCCGCUAAAAAUUGUUUAUUUAAAUGAAAAGGGCGGUAUUAUAAAUGGUAAUACUGGUGAAAAAAUUUCUGUUAUUAAUUUAGAUGAAGAAUAUGAAGGACUUUUGAAAGAAAGCUGGGUUAAAUAUGGCACUAAAUUGAAAAUUAAGGAAAUUAAAGAGUUGCUAGACUAUUUACCAAGAUCCUCAUCUGUAGCGAUUAUUAAUGUUCAUGAUUUACAAAAAGAAUUAUUUACUGAUUCCGGUGCCGGUACCAUGAUUAGAAGGGGAUAUAAAUUAAUUAAAAGAAAUAAAUUAUCUGAUUUUGGAAGUCUGGAUGCAUUAAGGGCAACGUUAAAAAGAGAUCCACAAAUUGCUUCUGGAAAGGAAUCUGCUGCCAACUAUUUGAAAUCGUUAGAAAAUUCUAGUUUUGUCAGCUAUAGUGAUGAACCUAACGAUGUGUUUGCUCUUGUCAAGACUGAUUCAAAUUUACCAAUUCCCAAAUUAGAUAAAUUUUUGUGCACACAAGCCGGAUGGUUAAACAACGUUACUGACAAUGUUUUCAGUGCAUUAAAAAGAGAUUUCCCAGCUUUACAAUGGGUGGUUUCUGAGGAUGAUCCAAAUAUUGCAUGGCAUUUUUCUAAGUCGGAUGGCUCAUAUUUGAAAAAUGGGAAGAUUUUAUUUUGGUAUGGUAUCAAAGAUUUGGCUGCAGUCAGUACAGUAAUUUCUGAGUUUGUUAAAAAAGUUACUUCUACUCCAUUUAGCUCAUCAUCUUCACAAAGCAGUGGUGUUUUUAAUACUGGCAACUCUACCCGGUCUUACUCUACCAAGUCCAGCCCAAAACCAAAAGGUACCAAUGUUAAGCCGGCUCGCGUUGCUUUAAUUGGUGCUAGGGGUUAUACAGGGAAAAACUUGAUCAGCUUGAUAAACAGCCAUCCAUACCUAGAGGUUGCUCAUGUUUCCUCUCGUGAAUUGUGUGGCCAAAAAUUACAAGGUUAUUCAAAAGCCGAAAUAAUAUACGAAAACUUGAGUACCGAUGAUGUCAAAGCUUUAGAGAAGAAUAAGGAGGUUGAUAUGUGGAUCAUGGCCUUACCAAACAACGUUUGUAAACCGUUUGUUGAAGCAAUAGAUUCUGUUCCUGAUGGUAUAUCUAAAAUUAUUGAUUUAUCGGCUGAUUUCAGGUUUGUCGAUGAGUCCGCAUGGCGUUAUGGUUUACCUGAGCUAAAUGACAGAAACAAAAUUUCUGCAGCCAAAAGAAUUUCAAACCCAGGUUGUUAUGCUACCUGUGCACAAGUUUCAAUUUUUCCCUUAAUAGAAUAUAUCACCGGUUUACCAACUGUCUUUGGUGUGUCUGGUUAUUCUGGGGCUGGUACUAAACCAUCUCCUAAGAAUGACCCAAAAUUUUUGAAUAAUAAUUUGAUUCCAUAUGCGUUAACUAAUCAUAUUCACGAGCGUGAAAUUUCUACUCGUUUAGGUACAGAAAUAGCGUUUAUUCCACAUGUUGCUCAAUGGUUCCAAGGUAUUACUCAAACUAUUUCUAUUCCUAUAAAAAAGGGUGCUUUGACGGAUGAAGUUGUUUCUAAGUUGUAUAAAGAUUUUUAUCAGGACGAAAAAUUAAUUAAAGUGCUUGAAGCCGGUGAGAUUCCCCUAGUCAAGGACAUUUCUGGCAAACAUAGCAUUGUAGUUGGUGGAUUUAAAGUUAAUAAGGCCCAAGAUCGUGUUGUAGUUUGUAGUACUAUUGACAAUUUGCUAAAGGGAGCUGCUACUCAAUGUCUACAGAACAUUAAUUUAGCUUUGAACUACGGUGAGUACGAUGGUAUUCCAGAGGAAGAUAUUUUAUAA